Plenodomus lingam JN3 is the source of this 270-nucleotide messenger RNA. The record is from RefSeq and is a predicted model, not a curated record. NCBI's taxonomy places the organism in Eukaryota, Fungi, Ascomycota, Dothideomycetes, Pleosporales, Leptosphaeriaceae.
AUGCCAAUGCUGCCCUGGCCCGUUAGCGUGGUUGGGCUUUUGCUUUCAGGAGGGUGGCUUGUUUGGCUAUGUAGGUACAUAUGGUACUAUGGGUACGCGCCCGGGUGUUUUAGGGCAUGUGGCAUGUGCGAGUGCGAGUGCGAAAUGGCCGUGGGGCUGUGGGCCAUGGACCUCCAUUUCGCGAGCGUUCACCUUGGAAGUGUGGAGGAUGCGAUGGAAUGGCUUGGAGGAACGGGUGUGGACGCGACGCGACAUACAAAUACCAUGUGA